Messenger RNA from Colossoma macropomum (tambaqui), 6099 nucleotides. Its product is annotated as nuclear pore membrane glycoprotein 210-like. Gene Ontology annotation, cellular component: nuclear pore. The transcript is spliced from 40 exons. The record is from RefSeq and is a predicted model, not a curated record. The coding region runs from base 1 to 6099 and encodes 2032 amino acids. NCBI's taxonomy places the organism in Eukaryota, Metazoa, Chordata, Actinopteri, Characiformes, Serrasalmidae.
AUGGAUAUGGUCCAAAGUGGAUUCCAGCUGUUGUGGAGGAUUGCACAGGUCCGUCGUCUUAUUCAGUGGUCCUGGGAAACGGGCAUACCUGGAAAAGACGUCGAUCAGCUGAGAGGUCGCAGUUCUGGUGGAGUUCGAGAGCUGAUGGAGAGUCCUCUGAGGGUACCUGCAGCAGUACAGGAGACUGUGGAAUUGUCUGUGCCAACCUCAACUGAGAACUGUGAGGACUGUACCGAGCAACGGGUUGAACCAGAGAUUGUUCUUGCAAAGCCCGAUCCUCCAAGCACACCUACUUCAACCAGGUUGAACGCUCCCUUUCUCCUUCUGCCCUCCGCCUAUGAGCCGGUCAACUUCACACUGAGAGCAGAGAAAGGCUGCUACAAAUGGGUGUCCUCUAGGCCUGAGGGGGUUAGGGUGUACCCCCUCUCCUCGUCCCGUCCUCCCGUCUUGCUGCCUCUGUCUUCCUGCAGUCAGUAUGCCCUGGUGUCAGCCCUUUCCGCCCCACAUUCACCCCAGAGCCGCGGAGCUGCCGUAGUGCAGGCACAGGACACUGUGACUGGAUACACUCUGCGCUGUGAUGUCAUCACUGAUCGGAUCCAGAGCAUUCAGAUAGUGACGAUAACCAGACACCUUUUUAUUGACGACCCGCCGUUACUGUUAACUGUGCAAGCAAUGGACUCAGCAGGAAACACUUUCAGCAGUCUGGCGGGGCUGGAGUUUGGCUGGCAGCUGUUAUCAGAGGCAGAUAUGGGAGAGAUAGUGAGGUUUGUACGUUUCUCGGACACCAGCUACAGCCCUGACCCUCACAUCUUGUCUCUGGAGGAGCUGGGGCAGAGAGGGGACAGUGUGCUGCUACAGGGCGUCCGCAGUGGCUCUGCACGCGUACGAGUCUCCCUCCGUCACCCUGAGCAUAAGCAGGUAGUGGAAGCCAGUGUGAGCUUAUAUGUGAUGGACAGACUUUAUCUGAGCCCAGCUGAUGAUAUAUACCUUCUUUUGGGUUCAACUAUCACAUACAACGUGCAGAGAACUCAGCAAGAGGGAGACAAAGGUACGCUCAGACAUGAAGUAUUGACAAAGUUACUGUCAUCAGAUUUGUUUUACUUAUUUGUAUACUCAUAUACAGUUCCUUUUAAAAGUUUGGCACCUGAAAAGUCUUGUGGUUAUAUGCUGGUUGUCGAGGGAUACACAGGUGAAGACGGUGAUGAUGUUGUCAGUGUUAACCAGGACACGGCCAGACUGACUGCGCUGCAACUGGGCCAUGCUACUGUAACGCUCAAACAUCAGAAGUGUGUUGUUUUGUACGUUCCUGAACUGAGCCGUGACCCAGGUGUGCAGCAUGAGUCAGCGUCCCACCUCCCUCGCUCCAAUGUGCACGUGGUGGCGCCCACCUACCUGACUCUGAGUAUAAAAGAGGAAGAAGACAGGUGGGUGUUGGAGACUGGGCGUCAGUAUCAUUUGGCGGUUCACGUUCAUGACAGCGCAGGCCAUGUGGUUCAUCUGUCACAGAAUGUGAUGAUGGUGGUGGAGCUGUGUGACAAAUUUGCAGUAUUGGACUCUUCCCCUAAUCUCUCCAGCCACCUGGUGCAGACUCGCGCAGCAGGACGCACCUCAAUUGUUGCCACGCUGUCUGGCCUGCUUACCGAAGAUGGUGAAGAACAACCCCUCAUUCCACCAAUCAAAGUGCAGCAGGAUGUGGAGAUCUAUGAGCCCCUCACUUUGCUGCCUUCUUUGCUUGUGUUUCCCUGGCAACCCAGAAAUGAGCAGUAUCAGUACAAGCUACAGGUGCAAGGGGGUAGCGGCUCUCUAAACUGGGUUGUGUCUGACAGUGAAAUUGCGACAGUGACAGUAAAUGGCACGGUGUUAGCAGGAGAAAAGAGAGGCCAGGCUCAUAUUGAGGCAUCGGAUGCCAGAAAUCCUCUUCACAAAGCAUUUGGACAGGUGCUGGUCGUGAGGCCUGCCUGGCUGCAGCUGAUGCCCCAGCAGGGUGACUGUAAAAUUGGGGAGAAGAUAGACCUUCCUCUGGCUGUCUGGGGGACUCAGGACAUGUCCGAUACACACCUUCAGGCACACACAGACCUUGAUAUGCAUCAUGACCCCAACACAUACUCUCAGUCUGACACUGCCAAGUCCUCACAAGCCUGGAAUGGAAGCUUUCUGUCAGUUCUUGACUGCUCUCACCUCUCUCUGCAUGUCCACACUGAACCUGCCGGAGUCUUCACACUCAUAUCAGGGUCUGUAUCUCCUGGUAGUGGCUUCUGUGGAGGAGUGUGUUUAGAGGCUGUGGCACAGGGCCACACACAUGUGACUGUUACUGUUAAAACAGACAGGGGCAACAUCAGUGCCACAGCAACACUGGCUGCCUAUAGUCCUCUCAGGGCUCUGGUGUCAGAGGUUCUUCUUACUGUGGGCUCCUCUCGUCUGCUGGUGUUUGAGGGGGGGCCACAGCCAUGGCCGCUGGCCCCAGCCCGCUUCUUCAGCAGCACCCAAGCACAGCCAGAAGGUGGCCUCACCGUGGAGGAACUGAGUCUGACGGAAGUGAGGCUUGCCAGACAUGCAUACCGUGUCAUGUGCAUCUCACUAGGAGAACAGUGGUUAGUGUUCAGGUGUGGUAAUGCUCCUGGUCCACUGAAUGAGGAACCCUCAGUAGAGGAGAGCAGAGUGAAGGUGGAGUGUGGAGUCCCAGCCAGUCUCUCUCUCUCUCCUCCUCCCUCUUCUUCUCCUCCGUCCAUCCCUCUAUCCACACACCAUUACUACUGCCCACAGCCGCAGUACCCCUCCAGUCUGUUCUCAAUAUCCAGCACUAGAGAGACAGUGUUGCAGUUAUCCGUGUUUGACCAGAAGCGGGCACAGUUUGAUAACUUUACUUCCUGCCCAGUGACCUGGAAGAGCUCUGACCCAACUCUUCUCUCCCUUCUGCUACAGUCCACCAUGACCCAGCAAGACCUGCCCACACAAACAGGCUACAAGCUGCAUGGUCGCCAGGUGUUACAACCCAGUGGCAAAACAGGAACAGUAACUGUCACUGUAACCCUCAGUUCCUCUGAGAUAUGGGGGACAGUAGUCUCUGUCUCUGUGAAUUUGCGCUUGGUGGAAGAUGUUCAGUGGGACCCGCGCUCUGUCACACUCUACAAUCACCCCAAAGUCACUGAGAGCUUGACCCUGGUGCAGGGCUCAGGACACUUCCUGGUUCAUUUACAGGACAAAGACAUGGCCAGCAUCACCUAUGUUGAAGAGACCAACGUGGUACAAAUAUCCCCUCUUCGUCCUGGUUUUUCAUCACUCCUAGUUCAUGACCUCUGCCUGACUUCUCCUGCUGUGGCCUAUGUCACCGUCUCUGACAUCUCAGACUUUCAGAUUGACUUCAUGGACAUAGUUGAGGUGGGCCGUACUGCUGUGGUGCGAGUGCGUGUUCUGGACUCUGAGAGGCAGCCUUUCCUCCAUUACUUUCUCAAGCUCAUGCAUCUAAAACUCAUUCCCUCUUCUUCCAUUGUCACUGUUGAGGAGGUGGGGCCGGUGGACAGGCACUCUGUCGGGUUCCAUGUGUCAGGCCAGGUGGUGGGCGUGGUCAGUCUGCAUCUGUCAGCAGUGGACAGCACUGGAAAUGUCAGAAGCUCCUCCCACAAGCAUUUGCAAGUUUACCCUCGGUUCAGCCUGCAGCCACGCAGACUCGCUCUUGCAUUGGGUAGUGUGCGGCAGGUGAAAUGGGAGGGUGGACCCCAUCCUCAGUCCAGCGUGGGGUUCUCGGUCAGUGACAGCCGCAUCGCCAGUGUAACAGAGACAGGACUGGUGAGAGGUUUGGCCUUGGGCGUGGUCAGGCUUAAAGGCGCUCUUCAGACUGUUACACAGGAUACAGGGGCACUUCUUACCUUUGCACAGGAUGAAGUGGAGGUCGAGGUGUUCAGCCUCACUGCUGUGAGAAUCCAGGCUCCGCUGGUGCAAAUGUCUGUGGGAACAGAGAUGCCAGUGUAUGUGAUGGGAAGUGACAGUGCUCAGAAUCCUCUGGCUCUGGGCAGCAUGGAGGAUGGACUCAGCUUCAUCUGGAGUCUGGGCAAGCUGGGGGUACUGGAGAUCCAGCCGCGACACACACAGGCAGGUGUCAGUGCGUCUCUCUCACACAGUUUCUCAGUGCUGGCGAAGGCUUGGUCAGCAGGCAGGACCAGUCUCAAAGUGUGUGUGCAGCCCACAUACACAGACUCCGCCAACACCUCACUCUCAGACCAACUCACUGAUGAGAUACAGAUACUGGUGUUUGAGGUGAUGCAGUUAAAUGCUGGAACGUCCACAUCCAUUCUCAUGUCUCCGCACUCCCAGUAUAUCUUGCAGAGCAACAAGGACUCUAUCUGCCCAGUGCGCUAUUCUCUCUGCCAGUGCGUGUCAGGGGCGGGGCUUGUUACCAUUGAUGACAAAGGUGUGCUGAGGGCGGGGCCUGAUACCGGAGUUGCCCUUUUGGAGGUCAUUGCAAUGGAAGAAUGUGGCAUCAACCAAACGCUUUUAAUCACUGUGAAGGUGUCGGCAGUGUGGUUUGUGCGGGCGGUCUCUGAGUCAUCUCUGCACAGCGACGGAGAUGGAGCCUUGCCUGCCUUCCCUUUGGGCUGGAGGAUCCGCAUCACUGCUCUGUGCUACGACAACCUGGGCCAGCGCUUCCAUGCUCAUAACACACAUACGCACAUCACCACCAACAGAGAUGACCUGGUGCAAGUGACUGCAGACACAGACAGCCACUCAUUCUUGGUACAGACAGUGUCUCCUGGUUUAACUGUUCUAGGGAUUGAGGGAGACCACUCUAACCCGGCUCUGUGCGACUACACGCCCCUGCCAGUGCUUCCUGCCAUCUCAGCGCCUCCAGCAGUGCUGCGGCCUGGAGACACAGUCUGCUUCAGCUCACCUCUCACCGACCGCAGCGGUCAGCAUGGCACAUGGGAUGUGUCAUCCAAUCAGAUUCUUCAGGUGGACCCAGAAACAGGGGCGGCACUUGCAAAGAAUUCUGGGACAGUGGUGGUUUAUUACCGGCUGGAGGAGGGGCAGCGAGCUCUUCGCGAGGUGACAGUGGAGGCUGCAUCUGCCCCUGCACUCCACCCUCCUGAGAACAGGCUCCUAACUAACUGGCCUCUGGCGCCCGACUACAUUGUCAGUGUUGAGCUCUACACCUCUGCUGCUAACACAGCCCAGUGCUCGCUGAGACAGCAGGAAGCUAUAGAGAAGACACUGCAGCCUGAAGCUGAGCUUCGGUGUCUUCUACACUUCAGCACCCCCUACGUACAGCUUAAGACACUGCAGGCUGUGUUCCAAACUGCACCUCUGUAUUAUGUGGACACUGCUCAGUACGGUUGCAGGAUCUCAGUGCGGCCUCAGUCAGACUCAGUCCUCCACCUCCUCUCCUCGUUCUCUCUCUCCAUCUCUCUCUAUGCCUCUCUUCAAGCCCAAUCCCCCUUGGCUGCUUUUCCUUUAUCACCCCCUGCUUCUGUCCAGCUCCCAUAUGUGCCGGCCUUUCACUGCCCCAACACCCACAUAAACCUCACACCUCAGCAGCCUGCGGCUGAGAUCACCGUGACGGGCACCAGCGAGAUGCUAAAUAAUUUGAAAUUUCACUCAGACAACCCAGACGUCAUGCUGUCAGAGCCCAGCCUUUCAGCUGAGAAUUCAGCGCUCUGCCUAGUUUCAGUCUACUUGGCUGUCAUCCAGUCCACUGAAAAGGCCUCUCAUCCUACCAAUAUUACCAUCUACACAUCCCUGUCGCCCCAGACACACAUUGUCAGAGUGACCGUUCUAAACGACAGCCAGAUGGAGACAGGUCUGCUUGAGGUGUGGCAUGCUAGUCCUCUUCGCCAAUUGUUUGAUUUCCAGCUCAUUCUGCUGUUUGUCCUGUUUGCUGUGUUGGCUGUAAUUUCCAUCAUGUUCAUUGUGUACAACAGCUUGGUGCAUCGUUUGCAGACUGUACCUGUUGUCUAUAUGCCCCCAGUCUCUACUGUUCCAGCAGUAAAACAGCAGUUUUCCCCCUGGAUCAGUCAGUCACCACAGCUGGACAGAAUCCUGCGCAGGAGACCGUGGCUCUGUAGCAUUUCCCGAACUUCCCCUCCUGGCACACAUCCCUCUUUAUGA